Molecule: messenger RNA, 4000 nt
Organism: Xiphophorus maculatus (southern platyfish)
Lineage: Eukaryota; Metazoa; Chordata; Actinopteri; Cyprinodontiformes; Poeciliidae
Gene: gpr151
Product: G protein-coupled receptor 151
Exons: 2
Coding region: 2211-3539 (442 amino acids)
Biological process (GO): G protein-coupled receptor signaling pathway
Cellular component (GO): membrane
Molecular function (GO): G protein-coupled receptor activity
Source: RefSeq, a predicted model, not a curated record
CCCCGACUCUACUUUAAGAGAGUCCUGUGUCCAGACACUGACGUGAGAAAGUGGACAGUGAAACGGACACAAUUCGAGGAAAAGGCUUCAUUUCGAGAAAAUGACUCCUAAUUUAAUUUAUUCAGCCAUGCGGACAACAGAAGGAUCGAAUCCCGUGCGUUUUAUGCAACACGAAGGACCGCUGCAUGAAUAAUGGUAUGUAGCAGCCCUCUGGACCCCGAAGAAGCAGGCGGACAGGGGAGCGGUGAAUUUUCAAACAGAGCACAGAGACUGAAAGCCAGCUCACGUGAUGGUGGCUCUUCUUCAUGUAGCGUCGGCGCCCGAUCCCUCUCUUCCCCCCACCCCGGCGUUUCAGCCCGCUCCAGCUGCAGCGCAUGCGAUGGACCCUGCGGCCUCCUACUGAGGUCGAGCACGGGACAACGCAGAAAGAAGAAGAAGAGACUGUUAAUAAUGCCUAACCCCCCCCCCAGAAACUGCACGCAGCACGGUCAGUCUCACCGGUUUUCCCGUCUCCUUACCGAGACGUCUGUAGUCUGCGACGCGAAUGAAGCCCUUCCAGGCGGCGCGAGUCGAUGGUUUUUGUUUAAAGCCGCUCGUUUCGUCCUUCUCUAGGUUGGUGAGUCUGUGUAGAAGCUGUGGUGCCUUCUUUUGGUAUGUGGGGCUUCGAUGUAAUUGGGUGUGGGAGGGAGGGCAAGGGACUGUGUGAAUGUUUUAAAUUAAAUGUUAACUUAGGGUGUUUUUUUUGUUCUUGUUUGUUUUGUUUCUGUUUCUCCCUCUCUUUCUUAACCAAUGAAAAUGAGCGUAAGAACAAAAAGGCUUCGUUAAGAUCGCAAAUGGACAAAGUUUUGCAAGUAAUAACAAGGAGGAGAAGACGCUGUGUUUUGUACAGAGGAACCGCUGUGUGUUGGAUGUUCGCGAUUGCUCAGAGAAACGACAAAAGCCACAACUUUUUCCUUUUUCGAGAUUGUUACUUUUAAAAAAAUAAAACUGAACUCUUUGCUAUAUGUUGCCCUGUUUGGAUGGCGCUGAAAAUGAUUUGUAGGCAAAACGAUUACAAAAAUGUUCAGCUUUAUGAUUUCAUAGGACCUUAAAGUAGACCAUGUGGGCGUCACAGUGCCACACUAGCUUCGUUUGCAUGUGCUGGAUGUGAAUCUGUUGAAACUGGCAGGUCAUUUGAGGCACUGCGCCAUGAAUGUUUUUAGUUGUUGUUUUUGUUUUUUCUCCCCAAAAGAUGUCAGCUAAAGUCAGUUUUGUAUGAGAUCGUUCCGAUACUUGUGCAUGUUUGUCCUCUGGGUGAAGAUGGGGCAACGAGGAGCAGCAGCAGCAGGUCGUCUCGCAGAAAUCGGCUUGGAACCUUCUCCGGUUUCGGUGCAAAACGGUCAGAAGCGUAUGUGGACUCUGUAAAAUCAGGGAAUAUUUAUGUGUGAGUCUGUUUAACGGUGAUAUCUUCUAAACCGCCCCUCCUUUGUGACACUUCUUAUUGAAACAAACCAACUUUUAUAGCUCAGAAUGUAUCAAAAUGCAUUGAAUUACCAUGCAGUCUUUAUGCUUACUGGACUUACUUUGAAUAAAAAAAAAAGAAAAAGAAUAAAGAUUUGCAAGCUGAAUGCCUGUUAGUGUGGACUCUAAUCUAUAAACAUCUGUUCAAUCAAAGAUCACAGCUGUACCUGCUAUGGGUUGACUAAGAUCAGCCUCCGACGUAAGGUCUCCCUCUAGUGGAGACAGAGUGGCAAAGGGAUUUUGGCUACUCUUAGUGCAAUCAUUUCUGUAAAAUGCUAGCACAGACUUGUGUGACUUUUAUGACAAGGGAGAACAUUUUUACAUGGUUUUAAACAUUAAAUUAAACAUCUGAUUUAAUUUAACCCUCCCGCUUUCCCAGAAACAAUACCUUAGAGAACCAACUGAUGAAUUUGUAGCUGCAAGACUACAGUCUAAUUUUUGCAAAAUUUCACAAAAUAGCCUGUUCUAGAACAUCAUUAUGCUUUUUUAAUUUAAAUCGUUCCACUAUAACUCUGGCUCCAUGAUUGCAGUAAAUCAUGAAGAUGAGCUAAAGCGUGGGGUAUUGCUCUAUGACCUGACUGUUUUGGACUUCCUUACAUGUGUUUGCUUUGCUGUUUGUUUAGACCUCUGAAGUUUUCACAGAACUCCUGGAUUUAUAUUGGAAUCACAUCCGACACCAGCAGAAUAAGAUCAUCAACUCUUUGAGAUCUAUGGAUAAGCUCGUUGGAAACAACACGACUACGGAGAACAGCUCCUUGAACAAGUGGACGCUCAAUGAACCAGGCUUGUUCCACCAUCGGGACCCCAGCGAACUCCGGGUCUUGGUGCCAGCCAUCCUGGGAGUCAUCUGUGUUUUAGGUGUGGCUUGUAAUCUCACCGCAAUGGUCAUCCUGUUCUCGAAUGCCCACCGGGGCAAAUUGUCCCUCAUCAACUCGCUCAUCUUCAACCUGAUGUUCGCCGAUGGGCUGGUGCUGAUGUUCACCGUCCCUUUCAGGGCUGUCUCUUACUCCAGGGCGAGCUGGAGCCUGGGGUGGGUGGUGUGCAAGACGGCCGACUGGUUCCUCCAGUCCUGCAUGGUGGCAAAGAGCCUCACCGUGGCUUUCAUGGCGAAGGCUUGCAGCCGAUACGUGUCAAACCCCACCAGGCAGGUGAGCAUCCACCUGGGCUCCAUCCUGGUGGUGCUCUUCUUCAUCUGGUUGUCUGCCUGCUCCGUCACCAUUCCACUGUGGCUGUUUGCGAAGCUGCAGAGAGAGGUCCGUGGGCUCGUGUGUGUGCUGAUGUUCCCUCCUGAAGCUAAGGAGUUCAUGUCUGUGUACGUCAAAGCGUACCCCUUAGGGGUCUACUGUGCACCGCUCAGCUUUGCCUUGAUGUACUUCUGGAAGGCUUACGGACACUGCCAACGUCGCUCCAGUAAGUCUCAGAACCUGCGCACGCAGAUCCGAUCCAGGAGGCUCACCCUGAUGCUUUUCAGCCUGACCCUGGCUAUGGCUAUCCUGUGGCUUCCUCAGUGGGUGGUAUGGCUUUGGGAGAGGCAUCUUGCAGAGAAGGAAACUGAAGAAGUUCAGCCACUGACUUCCUCUCCUCCCCUUUUCCUCGCCCUCUCUGCUCAGCUGCUCACCUUCUCUCUGUCUUUGGUGAACCCUCUGAUUGUCCUCUUCCUCUCAGAGGAAUUCAGAGAGAGUUACCGGGGGCUGUGGAGGCGCCUCACCCUGCGCAAGCAGCCUCCACCUAAGCCAAAGCCCGGACCCCACAACCCUACCUCUCUCCAGUCUCCUUGCCCCAGACCGGAGACUUCAGGACAGCUGAUUGGAGAGAGAGGGAUUCAUUUCAGCUCCAGCCAGGAAACCAGCGGCAAGGCUCAACCUCCGCCGGACCACGGCAAUCCUGGUGGGGAAAAAGAGGCGGACAGGGUGAGCCUUAGAGACGGGGUUGUCUUGCCUGAUGUGGAGCAGUUCUGGCAGGACAGGGAGACUGGCUCGCACACGGAUGAAAACGAUCCGGUGCCGUGGGAGAACCAGACCCAAGAAGAGAAAAAAUAAUAACCAGCCAAUAUCCAACACACCUCUACCAACUGCUGUGAAGUAAAUGACUGAUGUUCUGUCUUCUGUGUGUGCAAUAUUGUUCAAAGGUAAGACGUGUAAUCAGAGCGAGUGAGACCCACAAAUAGAGCAGCGUCAUCUGCAUAUGUGAUAACCUGUUGCAGUUUGUGAGGUAAUUAUUAGUACCUGUAAAUAAAAACUUUAUGAUAGGAUAAAAAUAAUUUAUACAAACUUUCUUUCUACAUGGAGUAAGUACCAAAAAAAAAGAAGUGUGUUUGCGAAUAAUUUCGACCUCGACUCAAGGCUCACGUGUAAAAUUCUUUCUUUAAUGAACUAAAUAUUUAAAUGUGCAUUUGUUGUUUUUAUGAUGAUUAGAAAGUGGUUUGCAUGCAACCGUCGAUGUGACAGUAAUUGGUCUCAGAUUUAUUUGCAACGUGUCUCUAAAUGGAAACUGUUUUCAA